Messenger RNA from Pisolithus orientalis, 231 nucleotides. RefSeq lists its product as uncharacterized. NCBI's taxonomy places the organism in Eukaryota, Fungi, Basidiomycota, Agaricomycetes, Boletales, Pisolithaceae. The transcript has a single exon. The annotation marks the transcript as partial. The record is from RefSeq and is a predicted model, not a curated record.
CAAGAUAUGCAGGAUGCCUUGCAGCACUGGCCAUUGGUUUUUACUAAUGUCUCUGUAAUUUCUAACCAGACCACACCCUUUCACUGGGACCCACACUCAUGGUCUGAUUGGUAUGACAUGCUGGUCAUGGUUGGCAAUUAUGAAGAUUGUGUAUUGGGUAUCCCCACACUUGGCCUUCAGUUCCUUUACAACCCCAGCACUGUAGUUGCAUUUUCUGGCCAGCUUCUUUGA